Molecule: messenger RNA, 981 nt
Organism: Ctenocephalides felis (cat flea)
Lineage: Eukaryota; Metazoa; Arthropoda; Insecta; Siphonaptera; Pulicidae
Product: zinc finger protein 525-like
Exons: 1
Coding region: 1-981 (326 amino acids)
Biological process (GO): regulation of transcription by RNA polymerase II
Molecular function (GO): RNA polymerase II cis-regulatory region sequence-specific DNA binding; DNA-binding transcription factor activity
Source: RefSeq, a predicted model, not a curated record
AUGUCAGAAGAAACAACUAUGUCUAUAAAUGCUCAGAAAAUUAAAAUUGAGCCCCCAGAAUAUUCAGUAGAAGAAAUUACAUGUGAAAUUAAGGACCAAAAUGAUGGUCUUGAUGGUAUUAUUAAGUCUGAGGAUAAUGAAACAUGUCUGGAAAGAUUUAAGAUUGAGGAAAAAAUUAGACAGCAAUUAAAUGAGACUCCUUAUAAAGGUGACUUUAGUAAUAGCUCAUUUGCAGAAUCGAAUGAUUCAAAACAGCCUUUAAUCAAUCACUUGCCAAGUCCCAGCAAAGAAGGCUCUUACAAGUGCGAUGAAUGCAUUAAGACCUUCAAACAUCGGUCAACUUUAGCAAGACACAUGAUUACUCACAGUACAGAAAAACAUUUCAAAUGCGGAAUCUGUCACAAAGCUUUCAAACGAUCAGACAAAUUGAAGUCCCACAUGAUUAUACAUUCAGAGGAACGCCCUUUUAAAUGCGAAUUAUGCGAUUUAGCAUUCAAUAAAAAAAGUCACUUAACAAACCACGCACUUAUUCAUACCGGGGAACACCCUUUUAAAUGUGACUUAUGUCUAAAAACAUUCUCCCAAGCAGCUAGUCUGACCAGACAUAUGCUUAUUCACACCACGGAGCGCCCUUUUAAAUGUGAUGUAUGCGAUAAGGCUUUCAACCAAAAAAGCAAUUUGGCAAUACACAAGCGCAUACACGCAGAAGACAGUCCUUUGAAAUGUGAUUCAUGCAGUAAAACUUUCAAGCACCCGUAUGCUUUGAAAUAUCACAUGCUGACUCAUAGUGGAGUACGUCCUCAUGAAUGCAAAAUAUGCAAUAAAACAUUCAUACAAUCGAGUACUCUAAAACUGCACAUGCGUGUUCAUACCGGAGACCGGUCUUAUAAAUGUGAAAUAUGCAAUAAGGGGUUUACGCAUUCGCAGACAUUGACAAGACACAUGGCUGUUCAUAAUGAGCAACUUGAGGAAAAUCAAUAA